Vigna unguiculata (cowpea) is the source of this 1092-nucleotide messenger RNA. Its product is annotated as putative F-box protein PP2-B12. The record is from RefSeq and is a predicted model, not a curated record. Gene Ontology annotation, molecular function: protein binding. NCBI's taxonomy places the organism in Eukaryota, Viridiplantae, Streptophyta, Magnoliopsida, Fabales, Fabaceae.
AAAGGUCACCAUGCGUAAAUUUAGAUCGAUAUUGAUACAUGUUGAACGUUGGAUUUGCAUCCAACGGUUGUGAUGGACUACACGUGGGGACUACACGUGUAAACACGUCAAAUCGUGUCUGCUAUAAACAUACGUGAGUGUGGCGUGAGAAAUGGGAACAGAAAUGGAGUUUCAGGGUUUACCAGAAGGCUGCAUAGCUGUCAUUCUCUCUCGCACCACGCCCGUUGACGCUUGCCGCUUAUCUGUGGUUUCAAAGCUUUUCCAUUCCGCCGCCGAUUCCGAUGCUGUUUGGGAAUGUUUUCUUCCUUCCGAUUACCACUCCAUUAUUUCCCAAUGCUCUCUUCCCAAUUAUCCCUCUAAGAAAGCCCUUUACCUCGCUCUGGCAGAUCACCCUGUCAUCUUCGAUGAGGGCAAGAAGAGUCUUCAAUUGGAGAAAAAGAGUGGGAAGAAGUGUUACAUGAUUGCUGCCAGGGCUCUCUCCAUUGUUUGGGGCGACACUGAGCAAUAUUGGAACUGGACAACUGACCCCGAUUCUAGGUUCCCGGAAGUUGCUGAACUCAUAGACGUGUGUUGGCUUGAUAUUCGUGGGGUGUUUAGUACCCUUACCUUGUCUCCGGAUACUCUGUAUGCUGCUUAUUUUGUUUUCAAGAUGAUCAAUCCCAUUGGAUUUAAAAAUCGGCGUGUGGAGGUAUCAGUAGAUUUCAAUGGUGAUGAUGGUAGUAUCAAACAUGUGUGUUUGGAUGGAUCAUCAAGCGGUAGAAGAGUUGCAGGGUUGCAGCGUCCCAGUUUACGAAGUGAUGGGUGGUUGGAGAUUGAGAUGGGAGAAUUUUUCAAUGGUGGCUUAGAAGAUAAAGUGCAGAUGAGUGUGAAGGAGGUAAAGGCUGGUAAUUGGAAGUCUGGCCUCUUUGUUGAAGGAAUAGAGGUUAGGCCAAAGUAUGAGAAUAACCAACCGGUAUUCACUGUGUAAUUUAAUUCACAGAACUGUAUGUAACUGAAUAUGCGUGGGUAUGAUGAUGUAUUUUAGAUGGCAGAAUGCGGCUUGAACUACAAUGUAUUUUCGUACCAGAAAUAUACUUGUUUUUCCAACUUAAC